CACGCCAUGGCGCCGACACCCCUGCUGCUGCCGCUGCUGCUGCUGCUGCUGGCGCGCGCCGCCCACCCGCACGAGCGGCUGGAGGGCGUGCUGUACUACGCGCGGCCACCGGCCUCGCCCCGCGCUGUCGCCACGCGGUCGCUGUUCGACUACGACAGGAAGCUGGUGGCGUACCGCGAUGUUCCGGCGGGCCGCUGCUACCUACACCGCCUGGGAGGCCGGCACCCCGUCGCACCCACAGAUCCGGCGGACCGGUUUUUCUUCGUACCCCACUGGCAGCUCAGCAAGAUGCAGGCGCUGUCGUUCGCCGGGCCGCGGCUAUACGACUUCUGCGCGGGGCUGCGCGUGUUCGUAGUGCGCGCGGCCCGGCGCGGCAACUCGCUGCCGCCGGCGGCCGGCAAGCAGUCCCUGGACGCCGCGCUGGCGCUGGACCUGCGGCCCCCACACGGCCGCGCCAGGAGGCAGGCGCCGCAGCAGCCGCCGCGCCGCCACCGCGGCCAGACGCAGUCGCAGUACCUGCACACCAACGGCGGGCAGGGCGACGGCCGCGCCGAGGCCGAGUCCAAGCCCGACCUGUCCAGGGCCUUCGUCGGUGGAAGCAGCGGCAUGGGUCAGGCCCAGAGCCAGUCUGGCACCGGCGAUUGUGCAGACUGCUUCCCUCUCGGUGGCGGCUAUCCAGGGCUCUUCCCUCCACAGCCACAAAUACUGCGCCCAGGAGAACCCAUACCAGGUGAACCAGGAGUACCAGGAUACCCACCAGGCGUCAGACCAGGUGAAGGUGUACCUGGAUACCCACCAGGAGUUCGACCAGGAGAAGUCGUACCAGGUGUACCUGGAUAUCCUCCAGGAGUACGACCAGGAGUUCAGCCAGGAGCACCAGGAUACCCACCAGGGAUUCGUCCAGGAGAAGGUCUACCUGGAUAUCCACCAGGAGUCCGACCAGGAGAAGCUGUACCAGGAUACCCACCAGGAGUUCGCCCAGGGGAAGCAGUACCAGGACUACCUGGAUACCCACCAGGAAUUCGACCAGGAGAAGCUGUGCCAGGCCUUCGACCUGGAGAAGGCGUACCUGGGUACCCACCGGGAGUCCGACCAGGUGAAGCAGUACCAGGUGUACCAGGAUACCGACCAGGUGUUCGACCAGGGGCAGCUGUACCUAGUGUGCCUGGGUACCCACCAGGAGUUCGACCAGGGGAAGUAGUGCCAGGAAGGCCAGGAUACCCACCAGGUGCCAGACCAGGAGAAUAUGUUCCAGGUAUACCUGGAUACCCACCAGGAGUACGACCAGAAGAAAUGGUGCCAGGUAGACCAGGAUACCCACCGGGGGCUCGGCCAGGAGAAAAAGUACCUGGAUACCCACCAGGCGUCCGACCGGGAGAAGCAGUACCAGGUGUACCUGGAUAUCCACCAGGACUUCGACCAGGAGAAACUGUGCCAGGUGCCGUGCCUGGGUACCCACCGGGACUCCGACCAGGAGAAGCUGUGCCAGGUGUGCCCGGAUACCCACCAGGCGUUCGACCGGGAGAAACUGUGCCAGGUGCCGUGCCAGGGUACCCACCGGGACUCCGACCAGGAGAAGCUGUGCCAGGUGUGCCCGGAUACCCACCAGGAGUUCGACCGGGAGAAACUGUGCCAGGUGCCGUGCCCGGGUACCCACCCGGACUCCGACCAGGAGAAGCUGUGCCAGGUGCACCUGGAUACCCACCAGGAGUCCGACCGGGAGAAGCUGUACCUGGAGUACCUGGCUACAUACCAGGAGCUCGACCAGGAGAAGCUGUACCAGGUGUGCCCGGUUAUCCACCAGGAAUCCGUCCAGGAGAGGCUGUUCCAGGUGUACCCGGGUAUCCUCCAGGAGUUCGACCAGGAGAAGGUGUACCUGGGUAUCCUCCAGGAGUUCGACCAGGAGAAGGUGUACCUGGGUAUCCUCCAGGAGUUCGACCAGGAGAAGGUGUUCCCGGAUAUCCACCAGGUGUCCGACCAGGAGAAGCUGUGCCAGGUGUACCAGGAGUGCCAGGAUAUAUCCCCGGAAUUCCAGGAGUGCCAGGAUAUCCGACUGGUCCCCCCAGACAGCCACCUUACCCACCAGGCGACAUAAUGCGGCCACCGGCAGUACCGGGCUAUCCUCCAGGAUAUCCAGGCACUGUUCCCGGAGAGAGGAUUCCGGGUGUUCCGGGAUUGAGGCCGGGAGCAGUUCCGUCACCACCAGGGGUACCCGAAGGCCGCCCAGGGAUGUAUCCGGGAGAAAUUGUGCCAGGGGUUCCGGGUGUAGCACCCGGAGUACCACCAGGCGUCUAUCCGGGAGUGCCCGGAAUCCCAGGUCAGCUACCGGGCUACCGUCCGGGAGAACCCAUUCCCGUCGGACCGGGAGAUUUCGGUUACCCUCCCGGAAUUCGACCUGGAAUUCCCGGCAUUCCCGGAAGAGUACCCGGUGUCCCUCCGGGAUACCCACCCGGUAUCCGGCCACCUCCCGCCGAGCGACCCGGCGUCCCACCUUAUCCUCCCGGUGAAGUACCGGGAGUACCCGGUUACCCGCCGGGUGUCCGACCGGGCGUCCCGGGAUACCCCGCAGCUCCGCGACCCGGAGAAGUACCGACCGGACCCGGCGUGCCGGGGUACCCUCCCGGCGUCGCACCGGGACUCGUACCCGGCGUACCGGGUGUCCCCGGUUACCCUCCCGGAGUACCCGGUAUCCCUUCUUACGUUCCCGGCGUUCCAGGCGUUCCCGGAUACCCGCCCGGAGUACCGGGUGUCCCCGGAUACCCCCCCGGAGUGCCUCCGGGGGCGCCCGGCUACCCACCUGGAGUGUCUCCGGGCGCACCUGGUUACCCGCCCGGAGUGUACCCGGGUAUUCCCGCCGUUCCGGGCUAUCCCCCCGGCGUCGCCGUACCCGGUUACCCUCCGGGAGCGUACCCUCCGGGAGUGAGGCCGGGUGAAGUUCCGGGUGUCCCCGGCGCGCCCGGGUAUCCCCCGGGAGUCGUACCGGGAGAGCUGGCGCGCGUCCCCGGCUACCCGGGAGAGGCGGGAGGCGACGCUCAGGCCCAGACGACGGUGGACCGCAAGGAGAACGAGACGCGCGCGGCGGCGUCAGCACAGGGGGCGCUGGCGGGCGGCGCGGCGCAGGCGCAGGCGCAGGUGAGCGGCGCGGCCCGCGCCGGGGGCAGCUUCCAGGCGCAGGCGCAGACGGGAGACCGCGGCCGCGGCACCGGCGCCCAGGGGCAGGUGGAGGCGGCCGGCCAGGGCGCGCGCUCCACGGCGCAGGGCCGCGCGGGCCGCGGGCAGGCGCAGGCGCAGGUACCCCACACUGCUCUCGCUAAGCUUUUGGACAAAGCAGUGCUGGACGUGGGAGAGGUGUCGCAGGUGCAGGUGGGGUCGUCGUCGGGCGCGACGGCGGCGCAGGCGCAGAGCGGCGGCUGGGGCCACGGCACGUCGUCGCAGGUGCAGGCGGGGCAGGCGGGCGGGCUGGCCGACGCGCAGGCGCGCGGCGCCGGCUCCACCAGCUCGCAGGCGCAGGUCGGCUUCUCGCCGCGCGGCGCCCAGGCCGGCGGCGGCAACGGCGGCGGACAGCGCUCGCCCUUCCUGGGCGGCGGCAGCGCCUCCGCGCAGACCGGCGCGCUCUCCGGCCAGAGCCAGACGCAGGUGCAGGGCUCGUUCCGCCAGGGACUGAGCUACUCUGGAGCCGCGCAAGCAGGAUCCAGUGCAGGGCAGGGGGCGGCGGUCGCCGGCGCCGGUGGCGGGGGCGGGGCUGUAGGCGGAGGCGGAGGCGGCGCGCCCGAGGAGCAGCGCUGGAGGCCAUUCGGCAGCGCCAUCGGCGGUGGACAGCUGCCUUUCGGAGGUGCAGCGGUGGGUAGUGACGCCGGGAGCGGAGCACUAGCUGGCGGCGGCGGUGGCGGAGGUGGCACUGGCUCGACUGGAGGCGCGAUGGGUGGCGGCGGCAGUGGCUUGAGCGGAGGCACCACGGGUGGAGGUGGCAUGGGAGGCAGUGGCUUCAACGGAGGCAGCAUGGGUGGAGGCGGUGGAAGAGUUGGAGCCGGCAUGGGUGGAGGCAGUGGAGGAGUUGGAGGCGGCGGAGGCGGUAUAGGCAGUGGUCUGGGAAUGCCGACCAGUAAUGGACGCGGAAGCGGCGCCGGCAUGGGUGCAGGAAACGGUAGGCACGCUGGCGGGGCGCACCCCGACACGAGCGGUGUGAGGGGUGCCGGUGGACACACGGUGGGGACUACUGGGGGCGGCGGGGGCGGCGGCGGUGGCGGCUACCGCUUCGGGACCUCUGCACCGUCGGGGGCCGACUCUUCGUACAUGCCUCCUUCCGGUCGCGGUGGCUACUCCGGGCCCUCCGGCUCUGGUGGGAGCCACGCCAUGCCUCCCUCUGGUAGCGGGCACGCAAUGCCUCCUUCCGGCAGCGGACACGCCGUGCCUCCUUCCGGCAGCGGGCACGCCGUGCCUCCUUCGGGCGGUGGACACGCCGUACCUCCGUCUGGCGGCGGCCAGUCGAUGCCCCCUUCCGGCGGCGGCUUCCCCGAGUCGGGGGCCGGGGAGGGUAGCGACUACGACGGCUCCGGCGACUACGAGGACGAGGACGUGGCGUCGGGGCCGUCGGCGCCCUCGCGGCACAUGUUCCGCAACGGAGACGGCGCCGGCGGCGGGCAGCGCACGCUGUCGGCGGGCCCGCACGGCACGGUGACGGCGGGCAGCGGCAGCCGACGCGUGCAGGCGCCGCCCGGCGGCCAGACGCAGAACGUCCACCUGGGAGGCAGCAGUGGCGGCGGCUCCGUCGUGUCGGCGGGCGGCAGGGGCGGCGCACCCAGCCAGGCGCAGGGCAUCUACGUCGCGGGCUCCGGCGGCAAGGCCGUGCUCGUCAGGCAGGACUCCUCCUCCUCGUCCUCGUCCUCGUCGUCGUCGGGCAAGGAGGUGCUGCUGCAGCCGGGACAGAGCGUGCCUGGCUCCCCAGGGUACGUGAUCCCGGCGGGCUUCAGAGGCCGCGUCACUUCGGGCUCCGGCGCGACGUCGCAAGCGGGCGACUCGACGCGCGCCUCCGCCUCCGGAGGCGGGCGGUCGCAGACGCAGACGGUGCGGGUGCUGAGGCCGCGCGUGCGCUCCGGUGACGCCGUGCCGGACAGCUUCGUGACCGUCACCAACAGCGUGGCGGGACAGCUGGCGCCGGCCGGCGGCGGGGGCGGCGGCGCCGCCUCCAGGGGGCGCGCGGGGCAGCCAGCGGCCUCGGGCGGCAAGUACACCCACACCUACUACUCCAAGUCCUCCACGUGCGGCUACUUCACCUUCUCCUGCAACGUCGUCUACGGCUCCAACGGCCGCACCAAGAUCUGCAAGCCCAAUCCGCCCACCAACCCAGACGGCACGCCGUGCUGCUGCUAGACACCUGCUCCGCCGUCCACUAAACGCAGCUCGAGAGAUUCCACUUUUGUACUGUUCCCUGUCUCUUAUUUCAUACUAGUUCUGGCAAUACUCAAACAGUGCUUACAAAUCUAUUACGUAACUGCAUUAGCUGAAUUGUAGCACCAGUCGGAGAAACAUCUGCGUUAUCGGAAAAAAAACAUAUAAAAAUAAUGCGGACGCUUUCAUCUUAACUGAUACUUUGGAAACAAGUAUAUGAUCUCAUUUUUGCUAUCUGGGACAUGUAACAGAAUAUUCAGUACGAAUUCUCCGUUACGUUCAAUAGUGUCCACACUAAACAAUUCACUAAGCAACUGGUUCAGGAAACGAUACCCACCUUUCUCGGUACCGAAUACAUUUAUUUUUUCAGCUGGAUUACGUUAUCUGACUACCUUUCAACUAGUUUAUCAAUACUCUGGCAUCUCUUAGACAUUCAGUUACGAAUUAAUCGUUAUACGACGCUAAUUUUGACGCUUGUAAUCACCUUUCGUGAUUCUGUUUUUUUUUAUAUUUUUCUUCGUAGACUUAAGAUAUCACAUUUAUGACACAGGCUUCGUCGAACACAGUUGUUAUCAUUUUCUUAUGCACAAUAGCUUUCUAGCGUACUCUCUCUACAUUUUACCUACAUGCAUCCACGGUUAUCAUUGUUUCUGUCUUACAUGUCAUCUUCAUACAAUGAUCUCAGCAGAUCGCAUUUUUCGUUGCAGUAGUGCGCCCCAUUCAUUUACAUUCGCUUGUCAUCAUUUUUAUCACGAGCGCAUUGAAAAGUGUCGUAGAGAUCGAUUUUUCUGCGCAUAAUUCUUACACUUCUUUUUAUUUUUGCCUGAUUCUCUGAACGUUUCUUAACUAGUGCUACGGUCCAGAACGUGUAGCACAUUCAGAUGGACCGUAAUCUACUAGUUUCUUCGUUUGUCUGAUUGCAGUGUCUCCUUUUUCUGAUUCACAUCGUUACAUGCCAACUGAAUCUCGUUAUUUAGGUGCUCCAAUAUUCUUUUUAUGUUCGUUUUUCAUCCUGUACGCAUGAGAUCGUUGAAAGUUUCUGUAAGAAAGCUUUUUGCACUUGAAUAUUUAACUGAUCUCCAUUUUGAUUAACUCGUGAUAUUUGCUUUUCGAAACAUUGUACCAUCAUAUUAACGUUACAAGUUCCUGUACGGCAUUCUUCUUUAAAAGUGAAAAAUCAGUCUCCGGCAAAUGCCAUCUCCUUCCACGUCUCUUUUGUUUCAUCAUGCAACAGCGCAGAGCAUAUCUACAGAAAGUAGCAUAUGCUUUCUUUCUAAUUUUACAUUUAAUACUCAGAAAUGGGAAUACAGAGUGGCACAUAUCCCUGCCCAAUGUCUCGUGCGUGUGCGAGCUCAUUACGGAGCAGCACUAAAUUUCUGCCACAUAAUUUUAUUCUGAUCGUGGAACAGUCAUCUGCAUAAUUUACUAAUCCGUUAAAGAGCCAGACGGUAAGCACGCUUAUUUGAUAGCAAUACGCAGCCGACCAUCUCAUAAAAUAUGUGCUGUCAUCUGUGAUUCCGCUUCGAAUUGUUGGAAGAAAUCAUGUUACUAGUUUGUGUUAUUAUCAUACUGACUAGCGUCCUCUGUGUCCAUCACACAAUAAAAGCUAGAGGAAAAUCAACGAACAUUUUUAUAAAAGUUUAGUUGACAUAGAAUAGAAAUGUAGUUAAUGUACAUUUUUAUAUUAAACUACUUUACUGUCUGUUUACUAUGAACUCAGUACUGCCACAUAAUUCAGUGCAGUGAGUUUUGUACCAGUCUCCCACUGACUAACGUACACUUGCGCCACUUUGCGUUAUUUAUAGUAGAGAAUUUUAAGUGUCCUGUGAUUUAUAAUACUGCCAAAUGCAUAUAGCAUAAAGCAGUGAAAUACACUUGUGACAUCGAUUAGACGUUAAAAUGUCAAACAGUCCACAGUUUUGUAAUGAAUAAGCAGUAUUUUGUCUAAUGUUGUGAAUUAUAACCAAACAAAAACUAUAUGUUACCAAUAAAUCUCAUGGAUUGCUUCAGGAUUUGAGGUAAAGAAAUAAACUGUACAUUAACAUUA
Messenger RNA from Schistocerca serialis cubense, 7435 nucleotides. Its product is annotated as collagen alpha-2(IV) chain-like. The record is from RefSeq and is a predicted model, not a curated record. Lineage: Eukaryota; Metazoa; Arthropoda; Insecta; Orthoptera; Acrididae. Bases 7 to 5370 code for a protein of 1787 amino acids. The transcript is spliced from 8 exons.